CGUGAUGCUGCGAAGUCACUUCCGGGAACUUGAAAACAAGAAGAUUUAGCAAAAAAAUUUUCAUAUGUCUUCAUUAGAUUUACUUUUAACGUCAUAGAUCCGCUUCAAAUAUAUUGUAAUACUAAAAUGUGCCAAACACAACAACAAAAACUGUAUGACAUUACCUAUUGAGUGAUAGACACACAUGUUUCAGUGUAUUGUUUACAUUCUUAUGUUUCCAAAUCUGUGUUAAAAGUGAUUGAUAAAAGUUCAUUACAUUAAACAACAGCAGUUGAUACUUGUGACACAUCCGUUAUGCCUCCCAAGUUUGCAAGGAUACCAGACAGUUCAGAUAGACACAGUGCUAGAGAUGUUGAACGGCAAUCAUUGUUGGAUGGGGACUCAGAAGAGGAUGAUUUCUUUCUCAAUGGUCCAAGAGUAAAUACACAGAGGUUAAAUGAUCCAAAGAUUGGAAGGUUACGUGGUCAGGUAGAGGAAGUUGUAGAUGUUAUGAAGGACAAUGUUACCAAGGUGAUAGAGAGAGGGGACAGACUUGAAGAUUUGCAGGACAAGUCUGACAGUCUUGCAAACAACUCUGACAUGUUUAGAAACAGAGCCAAAGCCUUACAUAAAACAAUGUGGUGGAAAAAUUGCAAGAUGCGAUUGAUCAUGGCCUUUGUGAUUAUUCUGAUUUUGUCUAUUAUAAUCAUUCCAAUAAUUGUUAGUCAAGUUAACAAGAACAAGGGAGGAUAACCCAUUCCAGGUGGACUUGUGAUGUUUGUACAUUUACUUCUGAGGGAAAAAAGAAUAAAGGGAUCUAGUUACCAUUUGGUUGCAAAAUAUUAAACAGAGAUUUACCAUCAUAUUUUACCAAAGAAGAAAGAGUUUUCUAACUUUUCUCAAUGUAAUACUGAAAUUCUUUAUCAGACAAAACUUAAUUUUGUACUUGAUAAUUAAGGAGGUGUCUAGGUUUAUGUGGCCGUGGACCAUAUAAAUGUUGGAUGUACAAUACUUUAGUUAUACAUUCAAUUUUACUCUACAAAAGCAAUGUUUAAUAGAUAAGUUUGAUUUAUGGUUUCUGAUGUUUAAUUUAAGUUUGAACCCAGUGUGAGGCGUAUGUUCUCCAUGACUGUUUGAUAAAAGACAUUGUGUCUGAAAUUCAUUCGUCCUCCACCUGAUUCAUGUGUGGAAGUUGGCAGUUAGUUGUGGAGAACAGAUUUGUACUGGUACAGAAUUCAAAAACAUUGUUAGGUUAACUGCCCGCCUUUACAUUAAACGUCAGUGAAUUAUUGGAAUAUAUGUGUUAAAUAUCUGAUAAUUUCAAAGUGAAAAAUUCCAGAUAUGUUUUUUCACUCAUAUGGUACUACAAAAUAGGUAAUAUUUGGUUAAAUUUAUUGAAAAGAUAUAAAAAAAUGUUUUUUUGAAAUGUUAGAUCAAAAUAUCUUUACUCUUGAACACCAGAUUUUACAUUCCACUGGUAACACUCAUAAAAAUAUUAUAUCUUGAGUUCACUAUAUGAAAGAUACUUUGAUCUUAACACUGAAACAAAUAUCACCUGUAUUAUAUUGUCAAUUGUUAAUAUUUACAGUCAUUAUUUGCUUUGUAUUGAAAGAAAAAAGCUUUUAUUCUCGUAUAAACAACAUUGGUGCAAUAAUACCAAGGGUAAAACACAUAAAUGAAAUGACAUUGUUUGCAAAAAUCUUUCAAAAUUGGACAACAAAAUUUCAAAAAGAAUGUAAAUUUAUGGCUAAAUGAAUAUUUCUGAUGGUAAGAAUCAAAAUUGAAUUACAAUGACUACAUGUUUUUUUUCUUAGAUUUAAGAAUAUUUCAAAUGAAAAAAAACAGGAACUGUAUUUUUAUUGGAAGGGGAAUUACAGUUCAACAUUGGUGGGCCAGUUUGACUGUUCUGUUUAGAUGUUUAAAAGAUUUAUAUCCCCUUAUUUAUUUAAAUUCUCUGGUACUCAUGGAAGGGAAACAUGUUGUUUUUGUGGCAAGCUACUUUAAAAAAUGUAAAUAUAAGAUUGAAUGCUAUUUUCUUUUGUGUUUAGACGGAUAUAAACCACAGUGGGACUACUUUCAAAUCAUCCAAAAAUCACUAGUGCAAUUCAUGGAUUUGCAAGAAGUCCCAUUGUGGUGUAUUACCGUCUAAACACGCCAAAAAUAACAUUUAAUUCUUAAAUAUUUCAUAUAAAUUUGUAAUUUACACAUUUAAGGUUGUGACAUUAUAUGAGCCGUGCCAUGAGAAAACCAACAUAGUGGGUUUGCGACCAGCAUGGAUCCAGACCAGCCUGCGCAUCCGCGCAGUCUGGUCAGGAUCCAUGCUGUUCGCUAACAGUUUCUCCAAUUCCAAUAGGCUUUAAAAGCGAACAGCAUGGAUCCUGACCAGACUGCGCCGAUGCGCAGGCUGGUCUGGAUCCAUGCUGGUCGCAAACCCACUAUGUUGGUUUUCUCAUGGCACGGCUCAUGUAUUGCUUUGUUCUGUGAUACUAUAGUGUGUUCGUUUAUACAGAAGAUUGAAUUAUACUGGUGCAGAAGUGGAUAAAGUUAGUAAUUGACAAUAGAGAAAUGUUUUUCGAUCAUGUACAGAUUCUGAAACCUGCAAUGAUAUUUUUCCUUUAUAAUUAUUUUCAAAAGAAGCUAUCAAAUACUAAAUAGUGGAGGAAAUCAGUUUAUUUAUUAAUUGAAGUAAAAUGUGAAAAGAAAGUGAAUUCUACCCAUUUUCAUUAUAUGAUUAAGGUAGUGGAGUGGUACUUUUUUAUGACAAUUGGCAAGUUACGUAUUCUCUGGAUGCAAUUUUGGCAUGUAUUUGUUUUUUAAUGGAAAGUUGUGUUCAUGUUGAAAUACAUUAUAGCCAAAGAAUACCAGAUUGCUUAAACAGGAUAAUUAUGUAAUCACAGAGAAAUUGCUGAGUGUCAUUACAGGUCCAGUCCUAUACUGGAACAUUUUAUGUUGUGUCUAUGUCCAGGAUAUCCAGGAAGUUUUCCUGCUGAUAUCUAUGUUUUAUUUUUGUGUGUAGCAAUGAUAGAAGAAAAUCUUCUGGUGGAAUUAAUAUAGAGCUAUACAUGACAGUGCUCUGUAGCUAAAACUUUCAGUGUUUUUAUUUUCAUCAAUAAAUUUUGUGAACAGAG
Molecule: messenger RNA, 3107 nt
Organism: Mercenaria mercenaria
Lineage: Eukaryota; Metazoa; Mollusca; Bivalvia; Venerida; Veneridae
Product: vesicle-associated membrane protein 4-like
Exons: 7
Coding region: 295-732 (145 amino acids)
Biological process (GO): vesicle-mediated transport; Golgi ribbon formation
Cellular component (GO): membrane
Source: RefSeq, a predicted model, not a curated record